AUGUCCCCCUGGAAACCGAAAGUAGGAAGUGGUGAGCACAGUGACCCUAAGAGCCAGCGUAAGGAUCCUCGACGGCGAUGGCUGUUUGUCACUGGGCUCCCCGUCACUGCGGGCAGGCUGUAUGUUACGGCAAUGAUGUUCAACAUCUGUGCGCUUUCAAGCGGGUGGAUCAAUAUCGAUGACCAGCACGUUACCCUCUCAACGUGGAUGGCCGUCUUACAAGCCGUAUCGCUCACCGUUGCGGUCUCCGGAUAUAUCGCCUACCUGGUACUGAUGCGGCGUUAUGAUGGACGAGUCGCUGUCUUCUGGAUUAGCGUCCUGGGCUGGCUAAUAGCUGCUGCACUCCUGUUUAGCAUCGUCGGUGUUGUCGUGCAGCGACACCGCCACCUACCGCUCCAAUCCCGGCCAGAAUAUACUCAGGCCUUCUAUUAUGGCGUCUUUGCUGCGGGGCUAUAUGCGCUAGUGGCUCUCCUGCUGGCGGUGUAUGUGGUGGGUGCGCCCCGGAUCCAGCUCAGUCGCCGGGAUUGCCGUCGUGUACAGCGGAUGAAUAUUAUCCUGCGAUCUCUUUGUUUGGCGACUGUGCUUCUCGUUGGAGCUGCCAUCUACCGUGCAGUGGAGGGCUGGUCGUUGCUGGAUGCGUUGUAUUUCGCCGACUUCACCAUCCUCACCAUCGGCAUCGGCAAUCUUGUUCCCCACACCCACCUAGGCCGCAGCCUACUAUUUCCCUAUGCCACUGCCGGGAUUAUUACGCUGGGCCUGAUGGUUAGUUCCGUGCUGUCAUUCACCCGCGACAUGCGUGAAAUGAAGCUGCACCUGCAGAUGGCCCAGAUGUGCGAUCACUGGGGGAAGAGCGCAACCUCCGAGGACCGUGAGUCUCCUUUGCCCCGGGCCUCGCAGGUGCGCGAGAUGCAUCACAUCAAGUCCCAGUUCCGUAACAGUUUAUACCGGAAAGAGCUGAUCUUCUUCCUGCUCGCCUGGUUGGUGCUUUGGUUUCUCAGUGCAGUGGUGUUCCGUGCCUCCGAGCAGCAGCAGGGCUGGUCCUACUUUCUCGCCCUCUAUUUUACCUAUACCUCGCUCACCACUAUCGGAUACGGCGACUUAUAUCCCACCAGAAGUCUUGGUAAGGUCUUUUUUGUCUUUUGGUCGUUGCUCGUUUUGCCAAUCCUCACGAACCUUGUAAUGGCCAUGGGCGAAUUCCUGCACCACGUCCUGGUCUUCUGUUCCACCGCGCUGUGGAAAAAUAUCGUCGUCGUCGCCUCUGUGGUGUACAAGCCCUGCCUUCGAUUUUCCCAUAGGGAACAAAAUCAUGAUUCCCGUCAGCUACCUGUACAGAACUCCCACUCGAUUCCAUCGCUACCAGACCACGAUAUGGAGAGUGCUGGUAGACUAACGCUCUCCGCCUCCCAAUCUACCCAAGGCGACGGGGUACCGCAGAGCCUUCUCCGCCUUCUGAUAGUUGAGGAGAUGGCAUGGCUAGCUUCCAUGCUUCGCGAUAGUCGGUGCACUGAAGACCUUGGGGUUACCAGGUCUCGGAUUGUCUCGCUGCUGCAUUCGGGCGAGCAGGAUGUUGGCCCUCUCGACCCCGCCUGGCUCAUGACGUCGUCACCAGCGUCACAUCAUCAUCAUGAACAGAUGAUAAGGAGCUUCCUCGAUCGCCAACAUUACGUGGAGGACAGAAACACGGAGGUUGUCUGGAUGCUAACGUUUUUAAUCAAUAAGCUGCGUGCCGACUUGGAAACUGAUGGACGGUAA
This is a messenger RNA of Penicillium cataractarum, 1752 nucleotides long. RefSeq names its product potassium channel family protein. Gene Ontology annotation, biological process: potassium ion transmembrane transport; stabilization of membrane potential. Lineage: Eukaryota; Fungi; Ascomycota; Eurotiomycetes; Eurotiales; Aspergillaceae. Gene Ontology annotation, molecular function: potassium ion leak channel activity. The record is from RefSeq and is a predicted model, not a curated record. The coding region runs from base 1 to 1752 and encodes 583 amino acids. The transcript has 3 exons. Gene Ontology annotation, cellular component: membrane.